AUGAUUGAGUGGUACUACUACUACUACUACUACUACUACUACUACUACUACUACUACUACUACUACUACUACUACUACUACUACUACUACUACUACUACUACUACUACUACUACUACUACUACUACUACUACUACUACUACUACUACUACUACUACUACUACUACUACUACUACUACUACUACUACUACUACUACUACUACUACUACUACUACUACUACUACUACUACUACUACUACUACUACUACUACUACUACUACUACUACUACUACUACUACUACUACUACUACUACUACUACUACUCUACUACUACUACUACUACUACUACUACUACUACUACUACUACUACUACUACUACUACUACUACUACUACUACUACUACUACUACUACUACUACUACUACUACUACUACUACUACUACUACUACUACUACUACUACUACUACUACUACUACUACUACUACUACUACUACUACUACUACUACUACUACUACUACUACUACUACUACUACUACUACUACUACUACUACUACUACUACUACUACUACUACUACUACUACUACUACUACUACUACUACUACUACUACUACUACUACUACUACUACUACUACUACUACUACUACUACUACUACUACUACUACUACUACUACUACUACUACUACUACUACUACUACUACUACUACUACUACUACUACUACUACUACUACUACUACUACUACUACUACUACUACUACUACUACUACUACUACUACUACUACUACUACUACUACUACUACUACUACUACUACUACUACUACUACUACUACUACUACUACUACUACUACUACUACUACUACUACUACUACUACUACUACUACUACUACUACUACUACUACUACUACUACUACUACUACUACUACUACUACUACUACUACUACUACUACUACUACUACUACUACUACUACUACUACUACUACUACUACUACUACUACUACUACUACUACUACUACUACUACUACUACUACUACUACUACUACUACUACUACUACUACUACUACUACUACUACUACUACUACUACUACUACUACUACUACUACUACUACUACUACUACUACUACUACUACUACUACUACUACUACUACUACUACUACUACUACUACUACUACUACUACGACUACUACUACUACUACUACUACUACUACUACUACUACUACUACUACUACUACUACUACUACUACUACUACUACUACUACUACUACUACUACUACUACUACUACUAAUAAUAAUAAUAAUAAUAAUAAUAAUAAUAAUAAUAAUAAUAAUAAUAAUCAUAAAAUUUUCUGUUCUAGUAUUAAACUACUCAGAAGCCUUCAUAGUCUUAAAUAG
This is a messenger RNA of Schistosoma margrebowiei, 1362 nucleotides long. Lineage: Eukaryota; Metazoa; Platyhelminthes; Trematoda; Strigeidida; Schistosomatidae. The record is from the annotation of a GenBank genome assembly.